AGGCGGCGCCCCGGAAGAAACGCUGUUGCCCAGGAAACCGUGUAAACUAAUCCUGCCGGCGACCAUGCUGAAGGGCCGGAGCUCCUCCAGAGAGGACAGGAGGAAGUUAGCCGUAGCGGCUGCAGCGCUGCAGGACCACAUCACCCGCUCUCUCUCCGGUUCUGAAGGUCCAAACAUCUUUCCAGCAGCACCAAGCAGAUCCCAUAGAGCCCGGCAGCACAGACACACUGGAUUCAUACUGGGAGAGGAGCAGGAAUACAUACUGGAGCCGGAAGCUCCACCCCUCACGCUGGCUCAGAGGUUGGGGUUGGUAGCGGCUCCUGCUGGACGGCUGACGGCGGAGGAGUGGGCGGAGGUGAAGAGCAGAUCUCUACAGGAAGGAGACUCCGCCCAGCCCUGCGUCAUCUGCACCGAGGAGUUCCGCCUUCAGCCACAAGUUUUGCUCUCCUGUUCCCACGUCUUCCACAAGGUGUGUCUGAAGUCUCUGGAGCGGUUCUCGGGACGGAGGUGCUGCCCGCUGUGCCGGAGAGAACCGUACGAGACCCGGGUGAUCCAUGAUGGAGCCAAACUCUACCGAGAGAAAUGUGCCGUCAGGAUCCAGACCUGCUGGAGAGGCUUUGCUGCCCGUAAAUCUUACAGAGCCGUGAGGAAACUCAUCCCCCCGAAUCACCCGCAGCUACGCCGCAGAUACUUCGAAGAAAAGUUUCAGGAGAUAAACGAGAGCUUGGUGAGAUCCUGCUGUAGUGAUGUUGAGGUGUUCCUGCUGGAUGUUGAUCAGACUGUAGCAGCCAGCCGAGAUGUUUUCCGUCUUUUUGACCAGCAGCAAAAGAGCGUCCUUGAGGAGGAAGGAGAGGAAGAAGAGUGGAGGAAGGCUCGGGAGAAGGCUGUUCAGCGAGACAUUUCGGACUGUCCGAUCUGUCUCACCCCUCUGCACUCGACCAGCAGACAGGUCCUCCUGCUGUCCUGCUCUCAUCUCCUCCACGAGUCCUGCCUCCAGGCUUUCGAGCGUUUCUGCCCCCGGAGAAACCCCACCUGCCCCCUGUGCCGCCGCAGAUACACCACCAGGCCUGUGCGGGGCGCCAACACAUAUUCUCCAGAAGAUCAGAAAUGUAGAAUCAACCAAGACGUGUGGUUAACUGUAGCCGAGGAUACUAGACACUAAUGUUGCUGACAAACAGUGGACUUCAUGUGUUCCGGGUGUUAAGUUUGUCCAAUCCUUUUAAAAAAACAUUUCCUCUUCUGAAGUCUCCAAUGCUCCACCAGCCGCUCGUGUUCAGUAAAACUGAGCCGGAUCCCUUUUUAGAGGCUUAAAUAGCCUUAUUACUUAAAUAUUAUAUUAGAAUUAGCGGGGAUGGUGGAUAUUUUAUCCAUAUUCUUCUCCACUCAGAAAUGCUUCUCCUUUCAGUUUAGAAACUAAAUUUUACAGACUGACGCUUUAAUUGGGAACAGAUCAGGACUGCAGGCAGUAAAAUGUGUGCAGCAUGUGGGUAAGCAUUGUCUUGUUGAAAAAGCAAUGCAACAAGCCUGUAAAAGAUGACGUCUUUAAGGUAGCACAUGUUGAUGUUAGUGAAUAUAGUAACUCUGUAUUGUAUAGAAAUGUUUGGUAACCCGGAAUAAACAUUAAUAAACACCAAUAAACUCUAAUAAAACAAAA
Astyanax mexicanus (Mexican tetra) is the source of this 1654-nucleotide messenger RNA. RefSeq names its product ring finger protein 32 (gene rnf32). NCBI's taxonomy places the organism in Eukaryota, Metazoa, Chordata, Actinopteri, Characiformes, Acestrorhamphidae. The transcript is spliced from 8 exons. The record is from RefSeq and is a predicted model, not a curated record. The coding region runs from base 65 to 1162 and encodes 365 amino acids. Gene Ontology annotation, molecular function: protein binding.